AUGCAGCCUUUCUUGGCUCUGCUUUCCCUUGUACUGGUGGGCGCUGUCUCAACGCAGGGCAAAGUCCACGGUGCCAAAGGGCCCGUCAAGCACAAGGCAGCUGCAGCUGCCAGCGACAAUGCGCCCAAGGGCAGCGCGUCGAUCACCCAGAUCAUCUCGACCUCGUACGACUACUCUGCCUCGCCCACGGUCGGCUACGACCCUUCCAUCCUCACGAUCAAGAACGUGAACAUUCCAUUCAGCAACAAUGUCACCUAUCCAGCCACAUCCGUCAACGCUACUGCCAAUUCUACCCUCCUGGUAGGAGUCAAGGUCCAGGAGAACCGAGUGCUGCAGAAGAUGAUCGGUGUGGGCUGCGGCGUGUCUGAUGCCAGCAGUAUCGUGCUCCAGGGCGUAAAAGACGAAGCCCCAGAGGUCUAUGAUCAGAUCAUGCAGCUUCUCUGGAGCAGAGAUCCCAAAAUGGCCAACGGCGACGCGAUCGGCGCGUCCCUGACUCAAGUACGAUCACCUCUAGGUGCCAGUGACUUUGGUACUAGCGAAUAUUCAUUUUCUAGCACGGCUGAUUGCUCUCCCGAUACAAAUUUGACGCUCUUCAAUGUAAACCAAGCGCCGAAAAUGUGGGCGACGCACCGCGACAUUCUGGCCAUCAAUUCCGAUAUCAACAGCUGGUACAACCCUUGGACCUCCCCUCCCUGGAUGAAGAAGCCUUGCGGCUAUCGAGGUGGUCAGCUUCAGGAGCAGUACGAAGAAGUCUACGCUACCUACCUCGCUCGAUCAAUGCAUGACAUUGCCAAGGUCGUUGGCAAGACCCCCUCUCACGUAGCUUUACAGGAGAGUCCGCGAAAUGAACCGAAAGAUUAUCCUGGUCAGCUGAUCGACGCUUCUCAAGCUGCUCGAGUCGCCAAUUCUCUUCGUAAGAAGCUCGACGCUCAGGGGCAAAAGUCUAUCGGCAUCACCGCUCUCGAAGCUUCUUGGGACAGUCUCGACUAUGCGCUUCAGGCCUUCGAUGAGGCAGACAGCGACGCCUUCUCUGGCGUCUCCUUCCACUGCUACAGUGGGGACCCGGAGGUACAGAGAGACUUUGCCGCAAAGUACCCGGAGAAGAAGAUCUACCAGACUGAGUGCACCAGGACAACCCAGGGCGGUGAAGAGUUCUGGCUCAACCUGAGGAAGAAUGCACUGGCUAUGCUCUUCGGAGGUGUGGGCAACGGCGCCUCGAACAUCAUGACCUGGAACUGUGUCCUGCAGUCGGACGACAGCGGCUUCACCACGCCUUCCCUUCCAGGAACUUGCAAGAACUGCCUGGCUCCAGUCCUGGUCACUCGCCCAGCCGGUACCAAGGUCGUGUCGCAGCAGGUCAACAGCACCUCGUCCACGGGCGCCCAGGGCAGCACUACCUUCAAGCUUACCUCGGAUUAUGCUCUGCUUGCUCACGUCUCGCGAGCCAUCCGCAACCCUCACGACAAUGGCUACGGCAACGUCAUUGGCGUCACCACGACCGACGAGAAUCUCAAGUUCAAGACGGACGACGGCGCUCGUGUCUUCUCUCUGGCCUUUAAGAGCGUCUUGCCCAGCGGCAAGGAGAGGUACACCCUCUUGAUUCUGCAGAAGGCUGACCAUUACCUCACGGGCAACUUUGAGCGUGCUCAGGUCGUCGUUGGUUUCAGGAACCAGACUGCCAGCCUUGACCUGGGUGUUGGUCUGCACACCGUCGUAUGGGAGGCUGACGCUCUUUGA
Molecule: messenger RNA, 1737 nt
Organism: Microstroma glucosiphilum
Lineage: Eukaryota; Fungi; Basidiomycota; Exobasidiomycetes; Microstromatales; Microstromataceae
Product: glycoside hydrolase
Exons: 3
Coding region: 1-1737 (578 amino acids)
Biological process (GO): glucosylceramide catabolic process
Molecular function (GO): glucosylceramidase activity
Source: RefSeq, a predicted model, not a curated record